Molecule: messenger RNA, 504 nt
Organism: Lachnellula hyalina
Lineage: Eukaryota; Fungi; Ascomycota; Leotiomycetes; Helotiales; Lachnaceae
Exons: 1
Coding region: 1-504 (167 amino acids)
Source: RefSeq, a predicted model, not a curated record
AUGUCUUUCGGUGGCCUCAACAUCCAAGGCGCGCACGUCGACGACUCGGACGAUGAAAACGAAGAAGAGCCCCGGCUCUCCGAAAUCCGCAUCACAGUCAACACCCCGCUCAUGAUAACCGGCGACGGCAACUCCGUGUCCGUUGACGUCGCGCUAAACGCAUCCAAAGUCUCUGCGGCCGUCGUGGCAGCUCUUAGGGGUAUGAGCACUGUUGCGGGCGGCGUGCCCAUGAUUGAUGGCGAUGGAAGACCGCGCCCGAUUACGAUGGAAGUCACGGCUGAGAUUAAGGUCGAGGGCUCGAAUAACGUGGUGGGUGAUAAGGCGGUUUUGAGCAAGACGGUUGCCGGGUCGGCUUUUCAGAAGGGAAGGGAGGAGGAGGAGGAGCAGCUGGGCCCGAAGACGCCGGAUACGCUGGAGGGGCAGGAUGCGCAGGGCGGAGUGAAGAGGGAUAGGGGUGUAGUUGAGCGCUCGGAGAACGUAUCAAAGCGGAUUCGUAGGGGCUAG